Messenger RNA from Priapulus caudatus, 1412 nucleotides. Its product is annotated as ankyrin-1-like. The transcript has 7 exons. Bases 298 to 1290 code for a protein of 330 amino acids. Lineage: Eukaryota; Metazoa; Priapulida; Priapulimorpha; Priapulimorphida; Priapulidae. The record is from RefSeq and is a predicted model, not a curated record. Gene Ontology annotation, molecular function: protein binding.
GUGUGAGAGAUCCGGUGAGAGAUCCAGAGCGAGAUACUGAGAGAGAUCUAGAGCAAGAUCCGGUGAGAGAUCAGCAGUGUGAGCUCCAGUGCGAGAUCCGGUGAGAGAUCCGGCGAGAGAUCAGGAGUGUGAACUCCAGCGAGAUCCUGAGUGAGAUCCGGUGAGAGAUCUAGAGCGAAAUCCGGUGGUGCGGCGUCGCGCCCGAUAGCCGGUCGUCGCUCGACGCCAUCGUCGUCUUUGACCUUCGUCCGACCGUGAACGCUUGUCUGCGUCCUUUCCGGGGUGCGGGUCGUCGCGAUGGCCUUCCCGCUGCACAAGGCGGCAUUCGAGGGGGACCUCAGGAAUAUCGUGCAGCUCGCGGAGGUGGAGAGGAAGACAGGGGAGACACUGCCGCUACUCAACAAUUCGCAGAACACGCCGCUGCACUCGGCCGCCAGGAGCGGGAAUGCGGACGUGAUCACAUGGUUCCUUAAGUCGUAUGAUAGAAUCGACCCGUACCAGAAGAAUGUUCAGAAGGAGACGUGCGCCCACAUCGCAGCGACCUAUGGUCACAUUGACGCCCUGAAGGUUAUCAUCGUCUACGUAGAACACAGGGAGCGGUUGAACACUCCGGAGAAUGCUAUCUCGUACGAGCCAGACGCCUAUGGCAACAGCAUUCUUCACCGAGCUAUUAUGGGAAAGCAGACAGAGGUUGCAGCGUGGAUCAUCGGUCAAUACUCAAACGAGAUGUUGUGGUUGAAGAACACAGAUGGCGCCACUGCUCUUCACGUAGCUGCUGGAAUCGGAGAUGUUUCCAUUGUGAAGCAGAUUACCACACAGACAAAAGAGCUCACCAGUUCCAAGGAUCACCAAGCUGCUACGCCCGUGUUCUAUGCCGCCUCCUAUGGCAAGCUGGACUGCGUGCAGUACCUCGCCGAGAACGGACUGACGGGCGUCGAGACGACGAACAUCAAGGGAGAGAACCCGCUGCACGUAGCCGCGCAAGGUGGUCACAUUCGGACGGUGGAAUAUCUGGAGACGAAGAUGAAAUCUGGCUGCUGGCUAAAGCAGACGAGAUCUGGCGCCACACCUCUUCACCUUGCUGCGGCGACGAAUCAGGACGUCGUCGUCGAUCAUUGUCUGCAGAGGAAGGACGCGGCGAAGGUCAAGAACGCCGUCGACAAGAACCAGAACAGCGCGAGCCACGUCGCAGCUGAGCUGGAGAGCCUCGAGAGCUUCCGGCUCCUCGUCCUGUCCGGCGCAGUGAUAGCGAAGAAGAACAAGGCAAGGACAAGGCAUUCGUUCUUAUAAGAUAAGAUAUUCGCUCUUAAGGUCUUCUCUUAAGGUCCGAUCUUUAAUGUAAGGUUCGAUAAGAGCUUCAGGCUGCUCGUCCUGUCCGGCGCAGUGAUAGCGAAGAAGAACAAGGCAAGGAC